Molecule: messenger RNA, 1338 nt
Organism: Lycium ferocissimum
Lineage: Eukaryota; Viridiplantae; Streptophyta; Magnoliopsida; Solanales; Solanaceae
Exons: 11
Coding region: 81-1142 (353 amino acids)
Biological process (GO): maturation of 5.8S rRNA; maturation of LSU-rRNA
Cellular component (GO): nucleolus; preribosome, large subunit precursor
Molecular function (GO): rRNA primary transcript binding
Source: RefSeq, a predicted model, not a curated record
AAAACCCAAAACCUUCCUUUUUUUCUCUUCUCCAUUAAAACAACACCAAGUUUUUCGACCCUUUUGAGCCAUUCUUUUCAAUGGGUCGAAAAAGAAGCAAUAAUGAAGAUGGAGAAAGGGAAAACGAGGAAGAGAAGCCCAUUAAAAGGGUUAAAGAAAACAAUGAAAUAAGAGAAAGUAUGCGUCCUUCAAUGAUUAAGAAUAAGGAAAAAAGAUCAGCUGUACAUGCUAAGUUGAAACAACAAAAGAAGGUUGAUAAGAGGAAGAAAGUUAAAGCUCGUGAAGCUGCUGAGAAAAAAGCACUUGAGCUAGGUGAAGAGCCUCCACCAAAGAUGGUACCCAGAACGAUUGAGAAUACAAGGGAGUCAGAUGAGACUGUCUGUUUACCUGAUGAUGAAGAGCUAUUUGCUGGCAACGAUGUUGAUGAAUUUAGUGCAGUUCUGAGGAAGGAGCGUACUCCGAAAGUAUUGAUUACAACAUCCCGUUACAACUCUACAAGAGGACCAGCAUUUAUUUCCGAUCUUAUUUCUGUGAUUCCUAAUGCUCAUUACUACAAACGAGGGACUUAUGACCUAAAAAAGAUUGUCCAAUAUGCAAAUGAGAAGGAAUUUACUUCUGUUAUUGUAGUCCACACCAAUCGCCGUGAACCAGAUGCUCUUCUCGUCAUUGGUUUACCUGAUGGACCUACUGCUCAUUUCAAGCUCUCAAAGCUCAUGCUACGUAAGGAUAUCAAGAAUCAUGGAAAGCCAACUAGUCACAAGCCUGAGCUAGUUUUGACCAACUUCACGACACGUUUGGGGCAUCGAGUUGGGAGGAUGAUACAGUCACUUUUUCCACAAGACCCCGAAUUUCGUGGCCGUCGAGUUGUGACCUUUCACAACCAACGUGAUUUCAUAUUCUUUCGCCAUCAUCGCUACAUUUUUGAAACCAAAGAGAGCAAACAAAAAGAAUCCAAAGGUAAAAAAAGCAAGGAUGAGAAGAAACCACAAGAAAGGACAAUUGCCCGUCUGCAGGAAUGUGGUCCUCGAUUUACUCUCAAAUUAAUCAGUCUUCAACAUGGUACUUUUGAUACAAAGGGUGGGGAAUAUGAAUGGGUUCACAAGCCGGAGAUGGAUACAAGUCGACGGAGAUUUUUCUUGUGAUAAUGUUGGAUCUUUCUGCUAUUGAAAUUUCAAGCUCUUUGUAUCCGAACCAGGUAAAAGAAGAAUAUCAACUAUGUGAGGCAGAAGUCAACUAUGAAAAUUUUGCUGUCUUUUCUUUACUAUUUUUGUUGGCUGGGGGCUCUUUUGUAAUGGACGAUCCUACAGUAAUUUAUUAGUUAUGAAUGUUGGGUAUUAA